AUUGCUGCAUUGACGGUAGUUUUGAAAGGCAGGCUGACAGCUGAACGGGUCGUAAAGGGACGCAGUCUGUAACAUUUGGUCCACAACAAUCACAACAAACUCAAGAGAAGCACCGACAGCUUUCGCCGCGUCUUCCGGACCAACCCGCGGAAGUGUUUAAGUUCACCAGAGGACGGUCACCGGUAACCUUGCGGAUAUUUCUUGCUCUUUUCCACCAAGAGAGAACAAGAUCCGUGUCCGGAUGUGCCAGCAGUGUUGGGUUUUUUCGCAUGGCGUAGGCACCUUUUUCUAAAGCAGGAUACUCUUGGUGUGCGGAGGGUCGGAGGAGGCCCCUCGGGUCGACGCUGUGUGUCCCGCUAACAUUAACCUCACCUGCAAAUGUCCCAAUUAGUGUGGGGAAUGAUCAACGGAAUGGUUGUGCAAUAGAGAGGAAGAAGCGUCGCAGAACAUCCCGGCUCCCUCACUUGUGCGCCUGUGGAGAGAGAGAGAGGGAGAGAGAGAGAGAGAUAGAGAGAGCUAGAGAGAGAGAGAGCUAGAGAGAGUCACCAGGAUUACGUUGCGUUUGUGUUUCCUGCUCGGAAGCACCGACAACGACGUUUGUUUGAGCUCUUUGCUCCUUGGUUCCUUGUCCUGUGUGUGUUUGUGAGUGUGAGAGUGUGUGUGUGUGUGUGUGUGUGUGAGAGAGAGAGAGAGGACACCUCCGAGGAUCGGGAGAACCUUCACGAUGACGGGAAGCACCCCGGCGGACAUGAUAAACUUGCGGCUUAUUUUAGUCAGCGGGAAGACGAAAGAAUUCCUCUUCUCUCCCAACGACUCGGCAGCGGACAUUGCCAAACACGUCUAUGACAACUGGCCAAUGGACUGGGAGGAAGAGCAGGUCAGCAGUCCUAACAUCCUGAGGCUGAUCUACCAGGGCCGGUUUCUACAUGGCAACGUAACACUAGGAGCUCUCAAACUGCCCUUGGGGAAGACCACAGUGAUGCAUUUAGUUGCCAGAGAGACUUUGCCUGAGCCAAAUUCCCAAGGUCAGAGGAACAGAGAGAAGACCGGGGAGAGUAACUGCUGUGUCAUUCUGUGAAUACACACCGCCGCCGCCGGCCCUCCAUCCUUCUCCUCUGUUCUCGUCCUCAACAUCCUGGACCUACUGAGUUUGUUUCCGGUCCUGAAACUCGUCCACAAUGCGGAUAUGCAAACGGACAAACACAUACACUUUGCUUCUUUUGUUUUCCUUCUCUCACACACUUAUAGAAAGACAGCAGGCUGAGGCUGAUUCAAGACACAAGAGUUGAUUCAAGAGUUGGGAGCAGGAAAUUGAUUAACAUUAGAGUUGAUUCCUUUGUCGCACUUGUUUUCUUUUGUCAUAACAGAAAAUUUGUGGAAUUAACUGGAUUUGCAUGUGGGUUUUUUUGUUCUUAAUGCACACCUUUUUAAGCCUUCUGCCACACAGACACACAAACAUACACACACACAUACAUACAUACAUACAUACAUACAUACAUACAUACAUACAUACAUACAUACAUACAUACAAUACACAUAAACAACGUGUCUAACCAUCCUCAGCCAUUCUGUUAAAAGCUCCUCAUUCUAGUUGGUUGUCAUAGUAAUGCAGUGCCCAAGUUUGUGUGUGUGGCCUUGUUUUCUCAUACAGACCGCUGAGAAUUUUAACCACUAACAACACUCCAACACACACACGCACACACACACACACACACACACACUCUAUGACAUCCUGUCUACAGAUCCAACCAUAUGUGCUUGUGUGACCUCCCUCGGUGCAGCAGACGAAACUCAGACGUGCCUGAUCAGAACUCAAACCAGGACACACACACAUAUAUAAACACACCUGUGUCCUUUUUACUGCCCUCCUCUGCAUGUGCCCUUAAAGGUCACAGGAGAGAAAUUAUUCCUUUUUGUCUGCAGAGCGAUGUAGAGGCCGAACACGUCCUGCGUCUUUUAGUCGUCAUAUUCUUAGCCAAACAAAGCCUAUCAAACAAACAAAUAGAAAAACAACCAAUGUUGGUGGUCUUGUUUUGGUUAUUUGUUUGUCCAUGACAUGUGUGACUGUGUUUUGACAGUCCAUGCAUAUUACUGACCGACCAGUGUUGUGAUUAAUAAAACGUCAUGUCAGUUUUCGUCCCUCCCUGAUGCACCAUCCCUCCAUCUCUUUCUUCGAGGAAAGAUUUAUUGUGCUCCUUUGUUUGAACAGUGUUGUGAAGGAAAAGGUUCCUUGUUUGUCUUAAUUUGCUUCUUGCUCUCUAAUUCUCUCUCUCAGCAUUAAUAAAUCCAGUUUGCACAAUCGAAGCAUGUGCUCCAUCAUCAGAUUAUUAAAAAUGUAUAAAAGGUUUUUCUGGUUUUAUUUUAUAUUUUUCCAAUGGAAGUAAUGUUCCAAACUAUGGUAACGUGUAGAGUAUAUUUAAUAUGAAUCUUAUAUAGAACAUGAUCACUCUAAUCUUGUUGAUAUACAGUAUAUUGGUGUUUAGUCUAUGAUUGUGUAUACGGUUAGCUUCUAGCCAGUUCAGUGCUCAACAACAGCAACAACUCCCUAAUCAUCAACUUUCUUCUGUGCUCUUUUAUUCUUAUUUUUUCAUUUGUUUAUAAUUUAAUGUAAUCCUUUUUUUUCUGUGUAUUUUUUUUUUUGCUUUAAAGAUACGCUUUAUAACAGCACUAGGUCUUAAAAAUAUAUAUUGUUUAUAUUGAUCAGGGUUCAAAUCUGUACAGAGCUAAAUGUUUUCAAACCAAUUGUAAAUAGCACUAAUGCUCUCUCUCCCUCCAAACUCCAAAAUGGAAUACAUCUGUAAACUAAAUAAAGGUUAUUCAAAUGCGU
This is a messenger RNA of Cyclopterus lumpus (lumpfish), 2827 nucleotides long. RefSeq names its product ubiquitin-like 3a (gene ubl3a). The record is from RefSeq and is a predicted model, not a curated record. Gene Ontology annotation, molecular function: protein binding. Lineage: Eukaryota; Metazoa; Chordata; Actinopteri; Perciformes; Cyclopteridae. The transcript is spliced from 5 exons. The coding region runs from base 725 to 1078 and encodes 117 amino acids.